Messenger RNA from Penicillium canescens, 2250 nucleotides. RefSeq lists its product as uncharacterized. The transcript is spliced from 4 exons. The coding region runs from base 1 to 2250 and encodes 749 amino acids. Gene Ontology annotation, molecular function: DNA-binding transcription factor activity, RNA polymerase II-specific; zinc ion binding. Gene Ontology annotation, biological process: positive regulation of transcription by RNA polymerase II; aromatic amino acid catabolic process. The record is from RefSeq and is a predicted model, not a curated record. Gene Ontology annotation, cellular component: nucleus. NCBI's taxonomy places the organism in Eukaryota, Fungi, Ascomycota, Eurotiomycetes, Eurotiales, Aspergillaceae.
AUGGAUGAUGCAGCAACCAGCGAUAGAGACAUCCAGGCAACCUACCCUUCAGGCGUAUCCUUUGUCCAUGUCCAGCAUCCAGGAUCUCCGCCUCAAUCUCAAAGGCGCCGUGCCGAGCUGUCCUGCGAGCCGUGUCGGAAGCGCAAGUUGCGGUGCGAGGCUUCAGAAAGCCUGCCCGGGAUUUGCGUGAGAUGCCGGAGGGAUGGAAAGACUUGCAAAUUCCGCACUGUCAAAUAUAGGCGCAGGCGAAUCCAGCCAUCGACGGAUGCAUCUGCGCCAACAUCGGCAGCCAACGAUCAGGCAGGAGGCGAUGCGGACAGUACUGAGCCACAAAAUCAGGCGACAACCGCGGUGUCAGUGACAAGCCAGCAGCCAUGGCUCACAGUACCAAGUGAAAUGCAAUACGAGCAUGGCUCUGAGGUGCGGCACCCUCUGGACCUUGACAGUAGUCCGGGGACCGCAUCCAACAGUACGGCGAACUUAGACCCAAAAAUGACAAUCAUGUCAAUGCAAAUGCGCAAUACUGCUGAUGCACUCGAUCUCCUUACCUUUGCUGCAACCACGGAACGGCAAUUCAAGCGUUUCAGUUCUCCAGAGAAAGGCAGCGCACCUGGAAACGCCGGAAGCUUCUUGCAAGGAGAUAGUGCACGAACGGACAUCGCAAUUGAAAGUGAUAGCAGGUGGAAUCAAUGCUACUUAAUCCAGAGAAGGCUAGUCUCAGUACAUGAAGCCAUCGAGUACAUCGGGUUUUUCUUCUCAUACCUCUGGCCACUCAAGCCCGUGAUCCCAGCAUAUUACAAGGAUCCAUCCAAGUAUGUUCUGCUGGCAACGGAGGAACCAGUGCUGUUGAAUACAGUGAUAGCACUGGCCUCGCGAUAUCACACUCUCACUGGCAGCCACGGCGAGAUCAGGUCUGAGCGAAUACACUGGCAGGUAUGGAGUACUCUGCAGACAUUUCUACAAUCAGCCAUAUGGGGUUCUAUCAAGACGCGAUCCCUGGGAACAAUCGCCUCUAUGCUGCUACUGAUCGGCUGGCAUACUAGAGCGAUCCAUAACCCAGGCUCGUUUGGUUUGGAAGGCAACAGUCUCAUGACUGAUUCCCCGUUGAGGGUGGCGGGAAAUGACAGACUUGAAAACGCUGGGAACCUAAUCAGUAUGCAGAAGCUCAGUCAUUUGGGUGGCCUCGAUAUUAUGUCGUCUGCCUACCGUAGCAAUAAAAUGUCGUGGAUGCUGCUUGCUAACGCCAUUGCACUGGCGCAGGAAGGCUGUUGCUUCGAGAUCGAGACUCCCAACCUGAUAGACGACGAGAAAACGGCCGAACGAAGCUGGGCUUGUGUCGUCUGCGUCUUCAUCUACCUCAUCGACGAGCACCUGGCGAUAAGACUGGGCUUGGAACCCCUGCUGCCCGAGAAGUCGAGAAGCAUCGUCGUUCAUAGCUUCUCGAAGGUCUUCGCCUCCGCAUUGCCGGAGAGGGAUCACUGGGAGAGCUACUUUGAGCUGACAGAAGAGAUAAGAAAUACCAGAGAGUACUUGCACGGGCUUAAGCAGACGGCUUCGAGACCCUAUAGCUAUGAUGUGGUGCCUGUCCUCGAGCACACACAGCGUAGGUUGGAGCGCUGGCGUUGUCAGUUUGCGGUUCAGGACCAAAGAUCUCUUCUGGGCGCGUGCCUGUCUAUAGAAGUCCGGUAUGCCGUGAUCUACAGCCUGUCGCCCGCAAGCCAUGUCAGGGUCUCCGAGGUCGACGAGGUGGGGCUCUUGAGGGUGCAGAACCUACGCGAUGCUGCGGUACGGGCUGCUCGGGAGCUAUUAUCUUUGGUCACUGAUGUGCUGGAACCUUCCAAUUUACUCCGCUACAUCCCGGUGCAUUGCUGGCUUUUCACGAUGGCUGCCUCACUGCACCUUUUGAAGGAAGCACUUCUUCAUGAACCAAAUAUCACGGACCAAGAUCUGGAUAUACAACUCCUUCGCAAGACCGUUGAGGCCUUGCGGCGGGGUGCACCGGAUGAUGUCCACACGGCAGGCCGGUUCUCCCAGAUUAUGGGUUAUCUUGUGGAUGCAGUGCUAAAGCCAUCCGCAAACUCGGCGCGCGCCUCUCAGUUUGGCCAGGCGCCGCUAAGGAUGCUCGACAUUUCUGGUUCGAUUCCCUUGAACGGGGCUUUUGACUCGCCUUUGGGCGAUCUGUUAUGGUGGAACGAUGCUUUAAGCCUGCUGGAGGGGCAUCCAUCUUCUUAUGAUGCGUCAGAGCGGUAA